AUGCCUCCUGCCAGCAAGAAAUUAAGAUUAGCAAAAAGCAAAUCCCAAUCAGAAUCUAGAAACUGUUUCUCUAAAAACAUAGAAACCAGCAAUGACGACCUGGUUGACUUAUUUGAGAUUGACGUUGAAGAAAGUAUUACUGUGAAUGACAGAGAGCUUCAGGGAAUUACAGAUGAUGUUACUUCUGCCAUCUAUUCUAGCAACUUCCUCAAAUGGCAUGAGGGAGCUGAUAAGUCCCUCCGUGGUACAUAUCAGAAGAAUUCAUUAACAACUGAGUGGAGAAAGAGAAAGACUAUGAAGGAAUCUUUUGAUUCUAAAGGAAGUUAUCGUCUAACAGAAAAGGGCUUUAUAAUUUUGAGUCGAAAAGAGUCUGUCAAUGAAGAAUUAGAGCCAGUCGAAGUUACAUCUAAGAAAAUAUUUGCGAAUACAAUUUCUCUUCUCAAGCUUGCCUUUAACAAUAUAAAAGAAGAAAUUGCUCCAUUUACUUGUAUAAGUGAUUCAUCUCUGCCAGUAGACUAUUAUGAGCUUUGCAAACUCAAAUCUGUUAAAAGUUUUUUAAGACAUAGACUCUCAGGAACAAUGAUAAGAAAAUAUGCAAAAGAAUAUAUCAACUUCCAAUCAAUUGCAUUACAUCAGCAAGGAAAAAAUGCUAUUCAUUUCUCUUUGUUUUUCGACGAGGACUUUAAAGUAUCUAUUUGCAAAUGGAUUCAGCAACAGAAGCCAGAAAGUCGCAGUACUAUUCUGGUUAAGAAACACAUCAAUGAGGUUGUUAUACCAAAAAAACUUGGAAUUCCAGGAAGUGUCUCGAUGAGUACAGUUUGGAAAUAUCUUCACGAAUGGGGAUAUAUCUUCAGAAAAAAUUCUAAAGAUAUUUAUUAUGAUGGUCAUGAGAAAGCCAACGUUAUUGAAUACCGAAAGAAAUAG
This is a messenger RNA of Phycomyces blakesleeanus NRRL 1555(-), 924 nucleotides long. RefSeq lists its product as hypothetical. The transcript has 2 exons. The record is from RefSeq and is a predicted model, not a curated record. Lineage: Eukaryota; Fungi; Mucoromycota; Mucoromycetes; Mucorales; Phycomycetaceae. The coding region runs from base 1 to 924 and encodes 307 amino acids.